AGUAGCUGAACGCAGCUUGGACACUUAGGAUGACACUUGGAACAAUGUUGGUGAUCUUGGUCUUACUCCUGGUGAGUGGCUAUUAUUAUCUGCGCCAGCACUAUGCCUAUUGGACACGUCGUGGCGUGCCGGAGCUGCGACCCAGCCUGCUGCUGGGCAAUUUGGGUGGCCUGCUGAGCAUGCGAAGUAGUCCAGCCGAUUUUAUAGGAGAGCUCUACAAUCAUCCGGAUGCACAGGACAAGCCCUUUGUGGGCAUACAUGUGUUCCACAAGCCGGCGCUGCUGUUGCGCGAUCCGACAUUGAUUAAACGCAUUAUGGUCAAGGAUUUUCCGAAGUUCGCCAAUCGCUACUCCAACUCAGACUACAAGGGCGAUCCGCUCGGCUCGCAAAAUUUAUUUUUCCUCAAGAACCCAGCCUGGAAGGAGGUGCGUCUGAAGCUGUCGCCGUUCUUCACCAGCAAUCGUCUCAAGCACAUGUUUCCGCUAAUCGAUGAGGUGGGCUGCAAUCUGGAUGCGUAUUUGCGCCAGCAGCCGCUCCACAAUGAGCGCAUGCGCUGCUUCGACCUGGAGGCCAAGGAGCUGUGUGCACUCUUCACCACAGACGUGAUUGCCACGGUGGCCUACGGCGUGCAGGCGAAUAGCUUCAAUCAUCCGAAUAGUGAAUUCCGUCGUCAUGGACGUGCCGUCUUCAAGUUUAGUCUGAAGCGUGCGGCGGAGUUUACCUUGGUGUUCUUUCUGCCGCAAUUGGUACCGUAUUUCGGCUUCAAGGUGGUGCCCGCCGAGUCAACCGAGUUUCUGCGCAAGACCAUUAACUAUGUGAUGGCGGAGCGUGAAAAGUCCAAGCAGCCGCGGAACGAUCUGAUCGAUCUACUCAUUGACUUCAAGCGGAGCACACAGCAGGCCCAGGCGGAGGGCAAUCAGUUUGUCUUUGAGGGUGACAUCUUGGUGGCCCAGGCUGUGAUCUUUUUUACCGCCGGUUUCGAGUCCUCUUCAUCCACCAUGGCCUUUGCCAUGUACGAGCUGGCCAGGCAUCCGGAGGUGCAGCAGCGUCUGCGCAACGAAAUCAAGAAUGCUUUGACUGCCAGCGGCGGACGUGUGACCCAGCAGUUGAUCGAAUCCUUGGAGUAUAUGCAAAUGAUAAUCCAGGAGGUGCUGCGCAUGUAUCCACCUUUGCCUUUCCUGGAUCGCGAGUGCACCAGUGAGGAUGGCUACGACUUGGCGCCCUUUCACAAGUUCUGUGUGCCCAAAGGCAUGCCCAUCUAUAUUCCGGCUUAUGCACUGCAUAUGGAUCCGCAGUACUAUCCGCAACCUAAGCAAUUCCAGCCGGAGCGCUUCUCGUCCAGCAACCGCAAGCUGCACACCCCAUACACCUAUAUGCCCUUCGGCUUGGGCCCGCAUGGCUGCAUUGGCGAGCGUUAUAGCUUCCUCCAAGCCAAGGUGGGCUUGGUCUAUGUGCUGCGCAAUCAUCUGGUAACCACCUCGGAGCGCACACUGCGACGCAUGAAACUGGAUCCCAAGGCGAUUAUAUUACAGGCCGAUGGCGGCAUUAAUCUGAGGCUCGUCCGUGAUCCCCUGGGCGUUUGAGGAGCACUUACUUAGGAGUGGAAGUUUGUCGGGAGUUCAGAUAGCGGAUAGCGGCAAUUCACCUGUCAGCGACUGACUUCAAACUAAGUUGAAAUUUCGCGUGUGUUGUCAUUAUAAAUUGUUCAAGAAAAAA
This is a messenger RNA of Drosophila virilis, 1716 nucleotides long. RefSeq names its product Cytochrome P450 6g2 (gene Cyp6g2). Gene Ontology annotation, molecular function: monooxygenase activity; iron ion binding; oxidoreductase activity, acting on paired donors, with incorporation or reduction of molecular oxygen. The record is from RefSeq and is a predicted model, not a curated record. NCBI's taxonomy places the organism in Eukaryota, Metazoa, Arthropoda, Insecta, Diptera, Drosophilidae. Gene Ontology annotation, biological process: insecticide catabolic process; response to DDT.